CUUCCGUCGUCCAGUCAACUCAUCAUGGAGCUGUGCUCAGAGGGAGUAGCUAACAUGAUAUUUACACUGCUUUUAAUUGAUUGCACGUCCAGAAGUACCGGUUUUGAGAUGAAGUCUAUUUUUUGUACCAUAUCUGACAGCUGCGACUGUGACUUUAAACCGGACAUAAAAGGUUUGGAGUGGGACCUUUAUAAAAACCUUUAUGGUCAACAUAUGGCUCAGGACAUUGUGUCGGAAGCAGUGGUGAACUUUAUACAGAAUGAAAACCCUGACAGACCACUGGUGCUGUCUUUCCAUGGAGCAUCUGGGACUGGAAAAAGCCUGGUCAGCUCUAUGAUGGGAAGACAUAUCUAUGGAACAGCUAUGGGCAGUCCGUACAUCCAUCAGUAUGUUCCCACGUUACACUUUCCCUCUGCUGACCGGGUGCAACAAUACAGGUCAGAUCUAAAACACUGGGUCGAGAGAAACCUCACAGCUUGUGCUCGCUCGAUCUUCAUCUUCGAUGAGAUGGAGAAGAUGCCUCCUGAAGUGAUUGAUGUUCUCGAACCACAUUUAGGCCCCUUUCAUGUACUGUUUCAGACAAAUUACCGCAAGGCAAUUUAUAUCUUUAUCAGUACUGUAGGUCAGGAGGUAAUUAACAAAGUUGCGCUGGAGAGUGUGCAAGCAGGAAGAGAUCGAGAGGAAAUUCGGCCUGAGGAACUGGAGGAGGCUUUGGCUGAUGCUGUGUACAACAAUAAGAACAAUGGCUUCUACCACUCCAGAAUAAUUACAGAAAAACUUAUCACUCGAUUUGUGCCUUUUCUUCCCUUGCGGCGGCAUCACAUUGAGCGCUGUGCCCAGCGGGAGCUCUGCCAGCGUGGGGAGUGUCAGCGUGUAGAUGUGGUAUCGUCAGUAGGGGGCGCAAUGAAUUACAUACCACAGGACAGCCAAUAUUUCUCCAGCACUGGCUGCAAAUUAGUGCCUGCUAAAGUUAACCUGUUCCUUUGAGGGCCAGAUCUCUCUAGGAUCUUACAUGACUUAUUGCAGAUUCAGAGCACAAAGCCCUUUGGGUAGUCGAACUGCAAAGAUGAAGCAGCCUCAAUUAUGGAUUUGGACACAUUCUUUCAGUUGUAUGUUACAUCCAUGUGGGUAAAUUCUGAUAAUGAGUAAUUAAUAGAUUUCAGAAAGUCACUCUAGCUCUGGAUUUUGCUGUUUUUAAUCAAGCAAUAAUAAGCCAGUGGCAAAUUAAACAAAGCGGAAAUGCACAGAGCUGACCACAUAUAUACAGUCAGAGUUCUCUUGGCUACUAAAACAAACUUUCCAAAAACACUGACCUUUUAGUCAGCGUGCAGUUAAUUACACAUCAAGUGCAUUCAAUUUUCUUCUUUUUAUUUAUUUUAUCAGGGGUAUUUGUUUAACAAUAAAGGUAAGUGCUGUACUUCAGAUGCCAACCUUUGGGUGGCAGCAGUACGUUUUUGUUUUUCCCACUAUACCCUUGAUGUACAGUGAAAUGUGUUUUGUUUUUUUUUACCUUAUUUCAUAUGUAUGUAAAUUAUGUAUAAUGCUUUUUUUAAUAUUUAAAUAGGUUUACAAGUUUGAACCAGAGAAAUCAGAAAGUUGAAUAUAGCAUCUCUUUCAGUAAAAAUGUAAUUUUGUUGUUAGAUGCAUAAGUGCGUCUUAAAAAAUCUUAAGAUCUUAAUGGCAAUAAGACUUAUGUGCUGCCACAUCUGCUCUUUUGUCUAAAAAGCCACACUGUCCCGUUUGAUUGAAGCAGGCUGUCAGUUUUUGUAUAUUAUUUGAAAUUACUUGAAUUAUUUUAAUUGUUUCAAUGUGAUUACUGUGCUAUUGUCCUUCUCCUUGAAACAUUUUCCAUAUGAAACUCAAACUCCAAAUUAGUAUAAUGAAAAGAAAAUGUGUAUUGAGAACUUUUUUCUCAGUAUACACAUCAAGAUAAAAUAUUGCAGUGGUGUAUUGUAAAACACUUUUCCAUUUAUGGAAAAAUGUAUAUUUUUUUAAACACUAAAGGGAAAUUGAAAGAUGAAAAUUUAAUCAAAGGUAAAAAAUAAAAAAAAGUUACUGUAAGCAUUUUUAACUUUUAAUUUCAGCAAAUAAUAAUCACUGGAAUCCAGGUGAACCAAUUGUAUCAGCUAAUGGCAAUUCAUUUGUGCAUGAAGUGCAUUGAUAUUAACAAGAGAAUUCUAGUGUUACUCAUUUUUGUUUACAUUGUACAGUUAUUCUGCACAUGCAUUUCAGAGUAGCUUGCAUUGUGAUGUAAUUCAUUUGUUAAAGCAUAAACCUUUUUUCUGCACUUUUGUUAAUGAUUUGAUCAUCCCUUACCUAUUAUUUUUUUUAUUGUUUUUUUUUUAUUACUUAAUUUAAAUUGAAUCUUGUACAGUUAAAUGAAAUGAAGACACUUUAUUGCUGCACAUCAGUGGCAGAAUAAAAUCAAGUUUCUUCUUUUGAACUUGUGUAUCUGAUGUUUUAAAUUG
Messenger RNA from Myxocyprinus asiaticus (Chinese sucker), 2468 nucleotides. RefSeq names its product torsin family 2, member A (gene tor2a). Gene Ontology annotation, molecular function: ATP hydrolysis activity; ATP binding. The transcript is spliced from 5 exons. Lineage: Eukaryota; Metazoa; Chordata; Actinopteri; Cypriniformes; Catostomidae. The record is from RefSeq and is a predicted model, not a curated record. Gene Ontology annotation, cellular component: endoplasmic reticulum lumen; endoplasmic reticulum; nuclear envelope. Bases 25 to 987 code for a protein of 320 amino acids.